Pelobates cultripes (western spadefoot toad) is the source of this 5406-nucleotide messenger RNA. The record is from the annotation of a GenBank genome assembly. Lineage: Eukaryota; Metazoa; Chordata; Amphibia; Anura; Pelobatidae.
AUGGUUGUUUCUGCCCUCCAAUCCGAUCCCAUUGAUGACCCCGAUGUGGACCUGAAGUUAUCGCCUGAUCUCUAUAGUUUCUUUAGAACUAGGUAAGCUAGAGUCCCAGCGGGGCUCUUUCAAUGAACAGUAGAUUGAUGGAACCUUGAACCAGACAUUUACUCAUACUUUUUGAACCAAUCUGCAGAGGUCAUUCAGACGUGCUAAAGAUCCAUAAUUCUCCAUUAAGUAAGGAUAUUUUCCUUCAUCAAGGGAGGAACACCGUGCUGGACGUAGAGACUCCCAGUGAGUCCAAGGCAAUAGAACUGAUCCUGGGCAGGUGGGUUCUUAAGUGACUUUGAGGUAUUGUGGUUAUAACAUAACCUCUUACUGCAGCUUUAUGUCAGAACAUUCCGUGAGCAUGAGAUGUCGCCGAAAAGUCAUUCUGCACAAGUUUUGAGGGAAUGUUCCGGGUCAUGGUAGAAGACAAUGAAGUAUCAAUAGUUACACAUUCAUUUGAGGGACAGAGCUAAGGGGCUGUGGAGUCAAAUGGUUUUUGCCACACAAAUAUUUAGCAACAUGUUUUCAACUUUGUAUUAAAAGUUGUAUUGUAACCUUGUAUUUUCAGGCAUGGCGUGAAAGAUUUUAAUGUUGUACUUUUUUCUUCUUCAGUAGCCAAAGGGUUUUUUAUAUUAAACCAAACUGUAAAAAUAAUGUCAGAUUUUAUUUCAAGCUAUUGCCCCCUCUUUGCUCCCCCAGCUCUUCUUUGUCACCUGGCUACUAUUGGGAUGGAACAGGAUCACCCCCAGAAUCCAUAUCCGGGAGUGACAUGUACAAUGAAAGCGAGUUCAACGACCCACAGUAUGACCAGAGCCUUUUGGAGAACCUGUUCUAUACUGCGCCUGUAAGGACCAUACAUCCUCUCUUUCUUUAAUACAUUAUACAUCUCUCUUCUUUCUUUAACUGUAGUCACAGAGCAAGGGGCUGACUUUAUUUAUUUUUUUACAUUGUGCAGUGUAAUUGGAGGUGUGCAGUGUGAUUGGAGGUGUGCCAUGUAUAUAUCACAUGUAUAGAACAUGUACAAAGCCUGUGUAGCCCUUUUUAUAGCUGCCAAGCAGUGCACAUCCUUCUUUAGGGAACGGUUUAAAUAUACAGACGGCCUGCUAUUCCAGUGUCCAACCAGCUGAAUAGUCAAUCACUAAUGAAUCUCGUCCUAUUAAUAUUGUGCAGAAAUCAGACAGCAGCCUCAGUGACAUCGUCAGCGAUGAUGAUGAUCCCACGGAAUCUCUGAGAAGGAAGUCUAAGCGAAUCACUGUCAAACAUCGAGGACCACAGCUGGACCAAGCUGCUCGCAAAGAAAACAUAUUGCUCGAGAAUUCUGGGUAAAUAAAUCCAUUACCAAAGUAUGCAGCUGCCGCCACAAACUGUCUUCAUUUACCUAGGGGCAAGGAAUUCUGGGUAAAAGGCUGACACUGUACCACGUAAAAAGAAAUAGAAUUUUUACACAUCAUUUAAAGGGAAACUCCAGACUCUAAGUUAACUCUAUUCUAUAAAUAAUGCAUCAGAAUAAUGCACAAAAAACAUUCACAGCGGAGAUCCUGUUGCAGAUCAGGAACAGGCACCACCAAUAAGAAACUUCUCAUUCUGGUCUGUGUGGUCUGUUUUGAUCCCAUUGUCUUCCAAUUAUGCUCCAGGGGUUACCAUCCUUAUGUCUCUUGGAAAAUAUUUCCUAUCUCUCAAUGGGCAGAGAAUUAUGGGAAAUGUAGUGCAAAAACAGCUGCAAUUAUAACAUUCCACAGAUAUAUAUAGUUUCUACGAAUGAAAAACCAAAGCAGCACAUUCACCUUAUAAAACAGUACAUAAAUGUAAAAGAUAAUUAUCCAAUUAAAAUAUUUUAGAAAACAUAAGGAUUCCUCUAGAACUCCUCAAAAAUACAAAUACAUGAACAAAAUAUAAAAAGACAGGGACCAAAAUUAGGGUAGUAUGUAAAACACACUUGGUAACUAAAAUUCAAGGUUACACUCACAGGUGUAUGGUAAAAUACAGGCUCAUCACAAAUUAGUGGUGGUAUCGGUAGUCAAGACUCUUCUGUUUUCUCGAAAGCACAUGUAAGAAAAAAGCAGUGGAAAAAUAUAUAGGGCCACACUGUUAAAUACUGAACAAGUGUGCUUUAUUAGACACACUUACAAAAUCAGUGAUAGUAAAAAGCCCAUCAACAAAAUCUCCAAGGUAGCUGGAUCAAUAGUAAAGUGCUGGUGCUCUGUACUUAUGAUCUUUCUGAACUUCAGAUAAAAAUGUGAUAAAACGGCAUUCAAGGUUAAAAUAAUGUCCGCAAUACAUUUUGUUCAUAUAUAUAUAUAGUUUCUACAGCUUGGGUUACUGUAAUGUUUUGUUGGAUGGCAGCUCCUCUUUGACUGAAAGAAAGUGAUGUCUAAGUAUCUCCAGGUAACACAGAGAGGGUAUUAUGCUUCCUGGUUUUUGCAUCUAGCUGCAUGAAGUAUGCAAUACUUAUUCUUUAGCUAAAUUAAGGUAAUACAGUCUUCUUUUGUUUAUUAAUUAAUUUUUUAAUUUUUUUUACCUUUUCAUUGCCAGUCUCACGGUUCCUGAGCGGCCAUUGAAGAACUCUGUAAAAUCUAAUUCUGUGGAUUUAACGGUGGACCGAUUGGCACAGUUAGGGCGGAUGCAUGUCGCUCGAGUUGUUGUGGACACAUUAAAGAUUCAUCCAGACAAAUGGGCCAUAGAGAGCAAGAUAAACGGCAAAGGGAAACCACCUCGCCCAGCAACAUCCGUCAAACGGUAAGACGAACUAUCAGUGAAUUAGAUCUUACCUUGGCAGUAAAAGGUGUUCUACAACCAUUCAGCGAUGGCAGGAUUGUGUACAAUUAUCCAUCCCCUGUGUUAGACAGCACAGCUUUAUCCAUCUAUCCAGCCAUUACCAUAAAUAGAACUGCUCCAUGGUGUGCUGACUUACUGAUCGCAGAUCAGAUAACACAGAUCGUGUUAUUGUAAAGCUGAUUUGAGUUGCAGGGAAUGGUAGAGCCACAGUUUGCACUGUCUGCGGUUAAAGUAACCGGCAUAUCAUAGCAUUCAAAUGGAACUGUUAUUUCUUGUAUAUUUUGUCCACAGAACAUUUUUUGUGGAAUUCCAUUUCCCAGUUUCUUCGAAAACCAAAGGAGACAUUACCGUGGCAACUGAAAUUACUCGACUGGUCUCAAGCAAGAUUGUUAGCGGAUGUAAGUGCUCAUUAAUCACUUUUUCACCUGCUCUCUAUGGCAAUACCUGAGAGUAAGAGCAGGCAAGGCUACUCCAUGUUUUACCUCUGAACUGCUCUAAUAUAGCUCUCUUAUCGACUGACAUGCAGAACUGUUCAUAUCACUUCAACAGGUCAAACUUGAUGUGAAAGCAACUUGCAGGGCUUUCAAAAGGUAGACGUGGCUAGUAUUGUCUCAGAGCUCACAAACGAUCUUGCUAGGUUCUUUUAAAAGUGGUGUAAACUCAUAAGUAGAGUGCUCUGUUACUUGUAUUGGUAUGUGUAUAUUGUAUUGUCUGCUUCCCGGUAGUACAGCUAUGCAGAUUGUGUUGGCAUUUUGUUAACGAACACCUUAGCAUUGGGAAUACAUUCCCCCUCUCCCCCACUCACACACACAUGCUAAUUAAAACCAUGAAGAAAAAACACUUUUCCCACAAUGCCAUCCAUCUGUCUCUAUGAUGGCUAAUCCAAUGCUCCUUAUAGAGGACACAUGCGUGACAAGUACCGCUCGUGCAUCCAAAUGAUUCUCAUGGGAAAGCGUUGAAUUCAGUGCUUUCCUGUGAACUGCAUCCUCAUGUGACCGAGUUUUACUGGAAGACUGCAGUUUAACCCUGCAGAGUUAAACCUUCCGGAUCACUGCACCCAGAACACGUUCUGAUGAUGAGGUGGUCUGAGCGACUUUAGCGGCCCUUUAAUACUAAUUAAUAAUAAUACACAGAAGGUUCGUUAUAUAUUGAUGCACUGGUGUUUGUACUCCUAUGUGGGAGAUAUAAACAUAAAGCUUUAUGCGAUUACCUGUUUUAUCUAUUGUAGUUUAUUCAUAUUUUUUCGGUGUGUAAUAUUUUUCUCAUUUUGUAGUCCUUGCUAAGUUCUGCCUAGUUUUUACCAAGUAAUACGCAGCACUCAUUGUAACAACCUGUGAACAUUUUAAUCACAGCAAUAACCAGUUAACACAGUGUAACACAGGGUCUUUCUGUUGCUCCAGUUGUGAAGUUCCAGCAGCGAUUCGUGUUUCCAGUCCUAUUCAGUGGGAGGAUGAUUGAGCAUUGGUGGAACACAGACCUAAUAUUCAAGAUUUUCCUACGUAACGGAGCCCAGAAAAAGGUGAGCGAUUCUCACAGCCACAGUUGCUGUGUGUGUGUGUGUAAAUUAAGUUCUCUCACCCCUCCUGGGUGGUAUGUUUUUAUUCCUCCUUCUUGAGGGUUCUGCACAGUUUCUUAGCUGUUCCUAGAACUGCUCUCUUCUGGACAGCGAACUCAGAUGUUCCACCUGGAAUCUGUUGAAGCCACUCCCCCAACUUGGGAGUGACCACCCCGAGUGCUUCUAUCACAACUGGGACUAAUACUGCCUUCACUUUCCACAUCCUUUCUAGCUCUUUUUUUCAGUCCUUGCUAUUUGUCCAUCUUUUCAUGUUCCUUCUUCCUAAUGUUCCAACACUGGGUACUGCCACAUCCACUUGUCUGUAAAAUACCCCUCUCUGUCUCGUUAGAGAUUUUACUUUUUAGCUAGAAACAGCAAGGUGAAUUGUUAGCGUAGGCCUCACCCGAGAGGUUUGCCUUGACCUGGCAAGUGAGCUUACACUUAAAUGGCCAUUGGAGUGAUGCUAAUAAACCUCCCAUUAUUUAAAUGUGCAUAGUGAUUUUGGAUAGUGCGCAAGUAACUCUAGUUAGAGAAAACAGGCAAAACUCAAGGCUUCAAAUUUCUAUAUUAUAUGAAUGCAUUUUGGCACUUUGGAGCAUUUAAAGAUAAAUAUCAAAACUAGAUCUUAAAGAGGCAGCACAUUGUAUUGCCUAUAAUCAAUAGUAUUUCAAAGGUAUCUGUCAUUUUUAGCUGGCUUUCAAAAACUAAAGUUAUUCCAGAUCCCACAAUUAUCGUCAAUACGGGCACUCAGAUCAUGCAGCAAUUUCACUUCUGCAUUAUCCAUUCAAAGACGUCCAGCUUGGACACUUGGAUAAUCUGGCACAGUGAAACCACAUGUAGCUCCCAGUUUUGUAUGAUAUGGUUAUAUGUUAUAUAUUAUAUAUUACUCGAUGAUGGUUACAUACUUUUCAUUGAUUUAUUUUUGCCGAUUAUGACUCUGGAGUGUAACAUCCUGUGUGUUCCUUUCCAGCCAGGACUUGUGGGCUCCGCUAACCUUCCUCUACGAGACGUUCUGCUGUCUCAGGGUCUUUCUGUAA